Messenger RNA from Paramecium tetraurelia, 2682 nucleotides. RefSeq lists its product as uncharacterized. The record is from RefSeq and is a predicted model, not a curated record. Gene Ontology annotation, molecular function: protein binding. Gene Ontology annotation, cellular component: membrane. Lineage: Eukaryota; Ciliophora; Oligohymenophorea; Peniculida; Parameciidae. The transcript is spliced from 6 exons.
AUGGGCUUAUCCGGUAUAUUUGGAUACUUAAAAAGCCUUGAAGCCAAAAACUCGUUGCAUGUAGCAAUAGGGUAUAUUUUGGUUGCUUACUUUUUUCAUGCUGUCUAGAUAACAUUUUACAAAUCAGCUCAUUUUACUGUUGUGCCAUAAAGCUUAUUUUUGCGAUCCUUUUUUUCCCUAAUCUUUAUAUUUAUAUUCCAAUACAAGGAAAACUAUUAUCCAAAGAAUAGAACUCGAUAUAUGGUAUAAUCAUAGACAUUAGGGGCUUUUGGAUCAUUAUUUUACUUUUAUGGAAUAAAUUUCAUCUCUCUAUCAGAGGGAGCUAUUCUAUUUGCUACAAAUUCAAUAUGGAGUCAAUUGAUGGUCAGUUUAAUGAAUAGAGAAAGAAUAACAAAAUCUAGAUUAUUAAAUUCUAUUAUCUGUAUUAUCGGAAUAGUGUUAGUUGUUAACCCGACACUCACAGUUGAUGAUCCUGUAAUGCACAUAGUUGGUUGUCUCUGUAUAUUGAUUUGUAGCGUAAUACAAUCACUUGGAUUCAUCAUAAUGAAAAAGAUUGGUCCAGAAGUGCCUUCCACGAUCACUACCUCAUAUUUUCAUAUAAUGAUCAUUUUCACUUCAAGUCUACAAUAACAAUACAUUGGCAGAUUCGAGUAUUUCGAUGGUUAUUAUAAAUACAUAGCUGGAUUCUCUAUAUUCACUAUGUUGGGAUAGCUCAUUUAAUUUAGAGCCCAAACAUUGGUUACGUAUGAUAAGCUAUGCAAUUAUACUUACUCACAGACUCUAUUAUGUAAUCUUCAAUAAGAUACUAAGUUUGAAUGGUAUGAUUGGAGGAAGUUUGAUUUUAUUCGGGGUUUUCAAAUAAUUAGCAGAAGACAAGAAAUCGAAAGGUUGAUUAUUAAAUUUGUGUGUGUAGAAGCUAAUAAUAAUAUUACAUUAGAUAUCUAAAUUAUACAUAAUUAAUUGUUUAAUUUUCAAAAAUUGCUUAGAGUGGAAAUGUCUCAAAAGGCUUAUCAAAGUAUUAUGGAUGCGAACAUUUCAGCUACGUAAUUGUUGCAAGAAGAAAAAUACAAUUAAGGAUAUUAAAUAUUGAGGAGAAUUGAAACUACUCUGAAGCAAGAAAAGGAAGCUCCUACUAUUCCAUUAUCAUAAAUUAAUCAUCUUCUCUCUGUGGUAACCAACAAUAUUGGUUGUUUUUAUUAUAUCAUCAGGGUUGACAAAUUUCAAGCAGCCGAGAAAUAUCUCAAGUAAUCAAUUGAAUACUUACAAUUAUCCAUUCCAGAUGAAACCUUGCUAAUCACCUUAAUUAACUUAGUUAUUCUCUUUAUCAAAAAUGAAAAAUACUCAGAAGCUAGCAGAUACAUAGAAUAAAGCUUUACUGAAUUGAAUUAAUUGCAAGAUCAACAACUCAAUCCCAAAAUUAGAUUAUUCUUGGGAGAUCAUUCCUCCAUUAUGACCUUACAAUCUUUGGAGGCCAUUUUGCUCUUUUAUAGCGGAUUGACAUUUUAUGAAUUGGGAUAAUCAAGCAAUGCCCUCUAAGCUUGGAAAAAAGUGAUUGACAUUUUGCAAUCAAACACUAAAUCACCUUAUUACAUUUUAACCAAAUCAAAAAUUCAAAAUUUAGAGGUUGAAAAUGUAGCCAAAAAUAAUAAAGGGAAUCUAUAUUCUAGUCGAUCACAUCUAAAAUCAGAUCGAAUCAAUAAAAUCUUGGAGUAGUAUUCUAAGGAUAAUGAAAAAUAAAAUUAAUAAAGUUUUCGUCUAUUGAGUUAGAAAAUCAAGAAAAAGAUAGGUAAUGAAAUUGGUGAUUAUCAAUAACCAAAAUGGCAGAAUAAAAUUGAACAUAAUGAAAAGAAAAUUGAAAUCAAUAAUUACUUUAGUGAUUAGAAGAAAAUACAAGUGCAAAUCAAUGUCAAAGAUCUCUUGCAUUAGAAAUCUAUAACUUAGAGAGACAAAACCAGAGAUAUGCCUCUAAGUUCUCACACUUCUAGUGUUAAUUAGUAACUUAACAAAGCAUUAAAAAAGAGACCAACCUAACACAUUGAAAUUAUUGAAAAGUUGAAUAAAACACACAAUGAAAUCUAUAAAAGUUACUUAGCACAAAGAAGCAAUAAUGGAAGUAAAACCCAACGAGGAGAUUCAAAUAUUGAUAUCAGAAUUAAAGUCAAUGAUAAAAGCUCUCACUCUUAGAAUACUAUUCAACACAACAAAAGUCAUGAUAAAAAGUCUGUUGAUCUCAGGGAAUCCCCUGAAUUAUGCGGAAGUCCCCAACAAUUCUUUAAUAUGCUCCAAUCUACUUAGAGUGUCAUUAAAAGUCAGUUGAUGAGAUCAGGCAGUUAAGGAAGUGUAUCUUAAACAUCUCCCUUUAGAUUGGCAUAGAGUUAGGGAGAACAACCAAAAAACACAUCUAAAUUACCUCUUGAUUACGCCAAAACUCAUCGUCCUUUGGUUGAUACUUAUGAUAAAGCCAUUAAAGAGUUAUAUCAAAACUAAUACGUUCAAAUUGAGAACAAAAAGUUCAAUAGAAUUUAUGAUUUGGCUUAGAGUGUCAAAAAUAGGAUGUCAAAUAUUAAUAAAAUGCUUAUCCAAUAAGAAAAAAGUCAGCAAGUCCUUUAAAAGCAAUUUUAAUAUGAGUUUAAUUAAUCUUAAGAUGAAGACAGUUGCGAGACUAUCAUUAGUAUGGAUUGA